CGCUAUCAGUUCUAAGCGGGUUGCACAUUGAGGUAGAAAACUUUUAUGACUUUGUGAAAAUGCAACACAUAAAAAUAAUUCGGGCAGAGAUUUGUUUCUAAUAUAAGUGUUUCUAUUAAAUAAAGUUUUAACAGUGUAUUAUUUAAAAACAGUGCGGUGGAGGGUCGGUUUUUUGUUUCUUAUUCCACGUUAUUAAGUAAAACAGAAUAUUGUAGAAAAUGGGAAACAGUAACUCGAGAAGAGCUCAACCAAUAAUUGAGAGUAACUCCAUUCUAGCGAAUCAUAUAAAAAAUAGUGAUAAUUCUGUAUACCAAACUGACAACACAAUUAGUGCAUCAGAUAGGCAGAACAUAUAUACUAUUAAAAGAGACCUUAGUGAAACUCCGGAAUUAUUUGUGCUGAACAAUAUGUUAAUGGGUAUUAUGUUUUUUGAAAAUUACACCAAAUAUACAGAAGAUCUGAAAAAAGACCUGCUAAAAAAACAAGAUGGUUACAUAGCUCCAGACGAAAUCUUAGAAAAAGUUAGUCAAAAUGUCCUCUACCGACCUCAUCACGGCCCUCAAAAACACCAUUCUGAACCUUUGCUGCCGAAAAGAUUUUUUGUAUUAAACGAUUGGAUAAACGUUGUGGGAACUACAGAAGAAAUUGAAGAAAACAGUACACAAACUACUGUUAGGAUGGAAGAAUCUCUAAUAAAAGGUUACGUUAGACUCAGAGCAGUCAACAACACCUUCCAACAUAAUGGCGAGUCCCCCGUUAUGCGACUUAACUCAGUCGAACCCAAUUCUAGGAGUUCCGAGGACUCUUCAGAUACCAACUAUUAUACAGAACUACAAAAUCUCAAAACACCGAAACCCAUAGAAAUCCUCCAAGGCUUAGAGAAACACGAACAAUCCUCCACUUACCAAAAUGGUCUACCAAAAACAUGCAUAUCUUAUAGAAAGAUUAAGAAAAUAUCCUGGGAUGCUGAUGAAUUGAUAGGCGAAAACUUAUCGGAAGAUGAUUUAUAUCAAACAGUAGCAUAUAUUAAUUCGAAAAGCUUUAUGAAGCAGCUUGAAAACAAUUUGUUCCUGGACGGAGUGGCGUCCGAGCUAGGCUUGGACCUCGAAAAUAUUAACCAAUCUGAAUCAAAGCAAGAAAAGAUCUCUUGUAUUAUCAACGACGGCGAUAAAAGUGUUCCUUGCGAGAUUAUACCUUCCAUAAAAACAUGUUGGCCCGUGGAACAAACUUUAAAAUUUAUAAUGAAAAGUAAUAGAACACCUGAAGUUAGAAAGAGAUUCGUCUAUCCAACGAGUUCUAUGAUAAAAGAAAUCACAACAUUAGAUUGUGUUUUACUGCCAAAAGGUCAUCUAAAAAGGAAAGGCGAUAGAAAAGACGCAGAUAUCGAAUGGGAAAUUUGUUUCCCACAGGCUCAGAGGUACCUAGAAACUUUCAUGUCGCAUGCUCAAAUGAAGAGUCUUAUAAUAUUACUAACUCUACAUAAAACCUACGUAGAACCUAGAACCACUUGCUUUGGAUUGCAAAGUGAACACAUUAGAAAUUUUAUGUUGUGGGAAUGCGAAUCGAACUUCAGUGAUUGGCCCGAGCAUAGGCUUGGGAUAAAACUACUCCAAGUUAUCAAAAACCUAACGAAUUCUCUUUCUAAGGCUCGUCCACAUAUAUCGGACUUCUUUAUCAACGAUAAAAACACAUUAAGUGAGGUUUCUACACCAAAACUCAGGCAGGCCCAAAAGGCAUUCGAUGACAUCUUGCAAACACCUCUGAUGUCCUUCCUGAAUGCUCUAAGGAACCUUAGAUACACCAAUGGAAAAACAUUUUUUUAUCCCUUUGACUUUAAAAGGCUUUAUACCAUUUUAAAAAGUAAUAAUCUAGAUAUACUAAAUUACCAGAUUAAAUCGAAACGAGCAAAAACUGUUGAUUCUGAACAUUAUUUUGAUCGAUUUAAGGACGGGAAGAAGAGGGAGAUUAUUAUGAGGAAGAGAUUGGAAGAGAAGAAAAAAGAAAGGGAGGCAAACAAUCUCAGUCACACAGGGCAAAGGAAAGGAUCAGUCGAUUCUAUUGAUAUUGAUUGGAAAUGUGAGAAGAAAUUCGACCUGGGCAAGAAAAGAAUGAUCCUUAGAUUUUUCAUCGAAACAUUCUUGGAAAUAUCGGAAAAAAGUUUGACGAUAACUACAAACAAAAAAAAUACUCUCAUAUACAUCAAGCAAGCGUUUUACCUAACGAGAAUAUUAAGGGACGAAUGUCACGCGUUCGCGGACGAAGCUGUGGAAUAUUUUGAAAAAAUCGAAGCCUUAGAAAAACGAUGCAAUGAAAUGGUGGUCAAUCAAAAACCCGUCAAUGGAGUUGCCAAAACUGUGGAAUUUAUUGCACAUAAUAAGAAAGAAGAAAUUAAAGAAGUUAAGAUUAAAAAUGGAUUCAAUAAUGAAAACAAAAAAGCUCCAAAUACACCAAGGAAGAGUGUUAUGUUCGCCGAGGUACACCAAACUUCGCAGUAACUAUUUUGUGUAAUGUGAAAAUGACUUUCACUUAUGGAUAAUUGGAUAUCAAGAGGAAAACUUUCCUCACAACAAUUUUUCUGGGCCGUUCUGUUACGAAUCAUUUUUGAGUUUCAAAUAGGAGGCAUGCUUAGAUCAGAUCAAGACAUUGCAGGUUGCAUUAAAAUGUAUCGGUCCGAUAAACUUUGACAGAGCGUGUGAUAUAACCAGUUGAUAAUAUUAAAACAAAAAUAUAUAUAAUUGAAGAAGAGUAUCCAACUGCUCAAAUGUGGUCCACUUAAAGGUAAGAAAUGGCUCAAAAUCAGUUCCACAUAAAUAUAUUUUAUUGUUCAAAAGACAACCGGUUUCGGCAUUAUGUCAUCAUCAGAACUAAGAGAAAAUUAAUAAGCGCGUGUAAUAUUGUAUAAGGAGACGUCUCCAAAGUGAUUAUUAAAAAGUGCCAUAUCAAAGUAUUUAUUACAAUUUAUCAGCACAAAUAAGUGUACAUUAAUGUGGAAAAUACAAGACCAUCAAAAAGUGGGAAAAAAUUAUUGAAUUAAAUUAUUGAAUUAAAUGUAAAUCCGUUUGCAAAGAUUGUCUCAUUUUGAGUCAUUUCUUAUUUCCCAAAAAAUAUGUAUACAUUUAAUUUUUUUUAUACCUCCAGGGCAUUGACAUCAGUAUCGUUAAACUAAAACAUGUUUUAUAAUUACUAACAAAAAUUUUAAUUGAACAAACUUUUGUACACAUGGAGGUCAGACAGAUAAUAUAUUUUUAUUUGAUAAGAUAUGUAAGUAUGUAAGAGAAUUAUUAUUAAUUAAAAACCCUUCGUGUCGUCUUUGAAAAACACGGAAUUUUGUUUAUUAAUUGGAUUUGCCUGAAGAGAUUUUUUUCGUUUUGGACAUAAAUAUGUAGUUUUGUUUCGGCGGGUCCCAUCUCGGAAUAAGACACAGAAGAUGGGAUUGCCCAUCCGGGAUAUACACAAUUUUUUUUAUCUAUGUUUGUCCCAAAAUAAAUCUAUUUUU
Molecule: messenger RNA, 3496 nt
Organism: Psylliodes chrysocephalus
Lineage: Eukaryota; Metazoa; Arthropoda; Insecta; Coleoptera; Chrysomelidae
Source: the annotation of a GenBank genome assembly